AUGAUCAUCCCGCUGUUCGGCAUAGCCGCGACGUUCACGGGCUUAGCCUUCCGUGAUGGCGUUUCAGGUGAAGCAGCCGCCGUCAGCGCUCCGAAUGUUGCGGGUAGCAGGCCCAUAUGGAGCUGUAAACCCGCAUUCUGUGCGGGGAAUACCGCACCUAUCGCAUUCCUGAGACAUUUUGUGGACGAAGGUCCCGGUGUUGGUGGCAGACCUUUCCGCAGUUGCGAGCACGGUGUCGCCCAGACUGCCAGAUGUCGACAAAAGCGGCCGGCAGAUAUCGCAAGCCAAAAGCAUGUGCUCGAAAAGGAGCGCUAUAUUAGAAGGCUGGCGCCGAAGGGGUUCGGCAGCCCCAAUACGCCAAAACCAGAACCUGAGUCAAAUAAAAGCAAGGAGGUAUUGCAGGGCUUGAAGAAGGAUUAUCCAAGCGCGACAGUGAAGCAGAUAUGGGAUGUGUACAAUUACACAGGGCCAAUAAGAAAGGGAGUUGUCAGCGGGAGACUCCUGCCGGCUAAGGGUGUUGCAAGACCAAACUACUACAAGUCAGGGAUACCGACAUAUGUGGAUUAUCCGAGGGAAACCGACUACAGGGGCGAGGACGAUCCAAGGGGUACGAUUAAAAAUGCACAAGAAAUAGAGGGGAUACGGAAAGCUUGUCGAAUAGCGCGGGAAAUUCUCGAUUCCAUAAAUCCGCUCGUCGUUGAAGGAGUUUUCACCGAUGAUAUCGACCGUUUGGUUCACAAAAUGGCUCGUAUAAAAGGAGUGUACCCCUCACCGCUAAACUACCAUGGCUUCCCGAAGUCCGUCUGCACUUCAGUCAAUGAAAUCGCGUGUCACGGCAUACCGGAUUCCACGGUUCUCUCUGCGGGAGACCUUCUGAACGUCGACAUCACGGUGUACGCAGACGGCUUCCACGGUGAUGUAUCGGAAACUUUCAUCGUGCUGCCAGCCAAGGACCCCAAACGAGUUGCGAAUAGGAAGACAGAAAUAGGGAUGUAUGAGCGCAACAAAAUGCGAUACCACGCAUCAUUGCAUGAUAACGUCUGGGACGCCGGCGCAACCAUAAUGAUGCAGCUAAACCUGCUGCAGGCGUUCGACGCAGCUGCGCGAAGGUUACAAUCAAAUGAAGGUUGGAGUGAAUGGUUCGAAUAUUUAUACACCGACAAUCCCGAUCGCAAACCAUUAUUCCUGAGCAACAAGGAAAACGACUUGAAGCGUGUUGGCACGAGGGUAGCCAUGGACGUGGAACAACUGUACAACACAGACAGCCACGAGAGCGAUUAUGACGGGCGUAUUGUUGGACUUCCAAUUACACAAAUACCCACCACAAUAUCACCACCGGGGCAGCCCAAGAAGUUCACGACUAUGCCAAAUCCCGAGAUUAUCAAGCAUAUAUUCCAAAAGGCUGACCCAAAUAGGCAUCUCAAGCCAUAUCUGUUCUCACAUACCUUCGAAGACGAUAUUGAUCUUAUGAAGGUUGCUUACGAUGCACUUAUGAAGGCAAUCGAGAUAUGUGCACCGGGAGUCAGGGUGAGUGAGAUCGGCAGGGUAAUACGCGAAUGGGUGGAAACGCAUAACUGCAACGUUCUCCCCAAUUUAGUAGGUCACGGAAUAGGCCGAAACUUCCAUGAAAACCCAAUCAUACAUCACACGGACAACGAAAGCGAUGUGGUCAUGGAACCGGGGAUGGUAUUCACCAUCGAACCAAUAGUUACCCGUAGCCGUCAUGCAGAAUGCGUGACGUGGCCUGAUGGGUGGACCAUGGCCACACAGGAUGGAAAGAAGACGGCGCAAUUUGAACACACCAUACUGAUCACAGACAACGGCCACGAAAUUCUCACUAAGCGCUUGCCGUCGUCACCAAGCCUAUAUUGGGAUCAACCAAUACAAACUAUUUUGUAA
Babesia ovata is the source of this 1899-nucleotide messenger RNA. Its product is annotated as methionine aminopeptidase. Gene Ontology annotation, molecular function: metalloaminopeptidase activity. The record is from RefSeq and is a predicted model, not a curated record. Gene Ontology annotation, biological process: proteolysis. Lineage: Eukaryota; Apicomplexa; Aconoidasida; Piroplasmida; Babesiidae. Bases 1 to 1899 code for a protein of 632 amino acids. The transcript is spliced from 5 exons.